CACUAGAGGCGACGGCUUAUGCUGUGCUGGCGCUUGUGAAGGACAAAGACUUUGAUAAAGCAGGAGAAGCAGUGCACUGGCUGUCCAGACAACAGACUUACUAUGGUGGUUAUGGCACCACACAGGUGACCAUCAUAGUAUUCCAGGCCGUGGCAGAGUAUCACACGCAGGUGAAGGACCAACAAAACUUCAACCUGAAUGUGGAGCUGUCCGUGGUAGGAAGAAGCAAACCUGUCAGAUGGACCAUUCAAAGAAAUAAUGUUCAUCUUACACGGUCAGACAGGGUGGAGAUAAACAAGGAGUUUAAUGUAACUGCUAGAGGAACUGGAAGAGCCACUCUAUCACUUCUGACACUGUACUACGCCCGACCUGUUGAGAAGAAAUCUGACUGUACUUUCUUUGAUCUGACUGUUAAAAUGGAGAAAUACAAUGAAAAAAAAAAAGGAACCAUUGCAAGCUACAACUUCACUAUGGAUUUCUCGUACAAAAAUGAUACGAUUGAUGCCACCAUGACUAUUCUGGAUAUUGGCUUACCGACUGGAUUCGAUGUUGAAGAAAAUGAUCUUAAAGAGUUGUCUAAAGGGAAGGAGAGAUACAUUCAGACAUAUGAAAAGAAUAAAGUUCUUUCAGAGCGAGGAUCCCUCAUCCUCUACUUAAAUAAGGUUUCUCAUAAAGAGAGAGAAACAAUUGCUUUCAGAAUGCACCAGACGCUUGAUGUGGGUCAGCUACAACCUGCUGCAGUCACAAUAUAUGAAUAUUACUCACCAGAUAAACGCUGUACAAAGUUCUACCACCCCAACAGGACAGAUGGUGCUCUAUACAGACUUUGUAAAGAAGACCUGUGCCAGUGUGCAGAAGAAAAGUGCACUUUCCAGAAGAAAAACAAUACCAGAGAAGAGGAGCGUUUAAAUAAAGCCUGUGAAGGUGGCAUGGAUUAUGUUUAUAAAGCCACAGUGUUGGGGAUGAACCAGACAAUGCACACUGACAUCUAUGACAUGAUGGUGGAGAAGGUGGUGAAAGAAGGCACUGAUGUAAAUGUUGAGGGGAAAGUGAGACCAUUUUUGGCUCGUCCAAGUUGCAGAAACCAUUUAGCAUUGAUAGAAGGCAAGUCGUACCUCAUCAUGGGCAGAUCUGUUGACCUGCCAGAGCUCGGGGGAAGCCUGCAGUAUGUUUUUGGAGAGCAGACCUGGGUUGAAUACUGGCCUACAAGAGAGGAAAGCCAAACUCCAGAACACAAGGAGCGAUACAUCGGUAUCUCUGACCUCCAGAACAGCCUCAUCAAUUUUGGAUGUUCUACAUAAUUAUAUAACUCCUAUUUGUUAGUCACAGAACGCUCUCAUUAAAUCUUAAAUAAUAUUGUUUGAGCCAAAUUACUUUUUUUUUUUUUUACAAUUUUGAAAAAUAAUUGACUAAACUUGAAAAUGUUCAUUUUAGAUGCCCGACUAAUUGAUUAUAGUGGGAUAAACAGUGCACUGUAAGCAUGUUCUGAUUAUUCUGAUGUUUUAUCACAAAUCCAACAUUAUAAUUAGCUUUGUGACAUUAAAAUGAUUGAAAUAUAA
Carassius gibelio (silver crucian carp) is the source of this 1559-nucleotide messenger RNA. Its product is annotated as complement C3. Lineage: Eukaryota; Metazoa; Chordata; Actinopteri; Cypriniformes; Cyprinidae. The record is from RefSeq and is a predicted model, not a curated record. Gene Ontology annotation, molecular function: protein binding. Gene Ontology annotation, cellular component: extracellular region.